AUGGCUCUGCUUUGGGUGGGGACAAAAGAUGAGGUGGCGUUACGCUAUGCUGAGAUCGAUGAGGAUGCGGAAGAAGUAGAAGAAGAACUGAAACAGAUAACCAUCGAUGUGCCCGGUAAAAAGAAAGCCAAAUGGGAUUGUGAAACGAUCGUAUCAACGUAUUCAAAUCUUUACAAUCGACCGGCCCUGAUCGUCGAUUCUUCACGCAAACGAAAAUUGAAGCCUGUUCUGAAGGAAAUCGAGGUUCGUUAA
Messenger RNA from Gongylonema pulchrum, 252 nucleotides. Lineage: Eukaryota; Metazoa; Nematoda; Chromadorea; Rhabditida; Gongylonematidae. The record is from the annotation of a GenBank genome assembly.